Gastrolobium bilobum is the source of this 1031-nucleotide messenger RNA. RefSeq names its product UPF0235 protein At5g63440. The record is from RefSeq and is a predicted model, not a curated record. NCBI's taxonomy places the organism in Eukaryota, Viridiplantae, Streptophyta, Magnoliopsida, Fabales, Fabaceae. The transcript is spliced from 5 exons. The coding region runs from base 61 to 759 and encodes 232 amino acids.
GUAGUAGGAAGGGGAACGAGUGACUAGUGAGGUGUAGUUGUUGUGAAGGAGAAGAAAGGAAUGCCGAAGAGGACAACGCAUACAUACUCAAGCGAGGAUGCAGCUCCGGAGGGUCCUCACUCCGAUCUCUUUGUUUAUUACUGCAAACACUGCGGAUCCCAUGUCCUCAUAACUGAUACCCAAUUGCAGACAAUGCCGAAAAGGAAAACUGACAAGGCAUAUGUAUUGGAGAAGACAAAACAUCUAGCGAGAUUCAACAUUGAAGAAGCAGGCAAAGUUCUCUUAAAACGAGGCGAAGGCAAACUGGAGAAACAAUUCCGCAUGAAUUGUAUGGGUUGUGGUCUCUUUGUUUGCUAUCGAGCUGAACAUGAUUUCGAUUCUUCCUCUUUCAUUUAUGUCCUUGACGGCGCUCUCAGUACUGUUGCUGCUGAGACCAACCCACAGGAUGCUCCCGUUCCUCCCUGUAUAUCUCAGCUUGAAGGAGGACUUGUUCAAGUUGCUAUUGAAGUCGAAGAUCGUGCACAGCGUUCCGCAAUCACCAGAGUAAAUGCUGACGAUGUUCGAGUCACCGUAGCUGCUCCUGCUGCUCGUGGAGAAGCUAACAACGAACUUUUGGAAUUUAUGGGAAAAGUUUUGGGUUUGAGAUUGAGUCAGAUGACUCUUCAGAGAGGAUGGAAUAAUAAGUCAAAGCUUCUUGUGGUGGAGGAUUUGACUGCUAGACAAGUUUAUGAGAAACUUUUGGAGGCUGUACAACCUUGAUGCUGUUUUUUAGCUUUAUUAUGCAUUGGGUCUGGUUUCUGGGACAUAAGGGUUCUUGUGCAUUUACCAUAGUAAGCCAGGUUGAAUCUCUUUUUUCUGCAAAACUCUAUAUUUUUUUUCUUAGUGAUAAGGGUUCUUGUGCAUUUAUCCUUGCUCCCUGGACAUUAUGUGGGAUCUGGAUCAGAUAAAACUCAUUCUAUGACCAUUGAUUAAUCAGCAAUUGAGUGCUCGAACCAAAAUGAGAUGUGAUUAAAUGUGAGAAACUGUUAAAA